This is a messenger RNA of Exaiptasia diaphana, 1417 nucleotides long. RefSeq lists its product as uncharacterized. The annotation marks the transcript as partial. Gene Ontology annotation, cellular component: SCF ubiquitin ligase complex. The transcript has 2 exons. The record is from RefSeq and is a predicted model, not a curated record. Gene Ontology annotation, biological process: SCF-dependent proteasomal ubiquitin-dependent protein catabolic process. Lineage: Eukaryota; Metazoa; Cnidaria; Anthozoa; Actiniaria; Aiptasiidae. Gene Ontology annotation, molecular function: protein binding.
ACUGAACGAGCUAGUUUCCCUUCACAUUACUGAAUGCAGUCACCUUAAUUUAAUCUCUCUGUACUGUGAUAGAUCACUCGAUAAUGUGUUAGCACGUCUGAAAAGUCUUACAAUUUCAAGAUGCCGAAAUAGUGCAAAGUUACAAAAGGUCUUGGAGAAAUGCCCAAGUCUAGAAGAAAUUUUCUCCGACGGAUACUUGGCUUUGGAAUUAGUAGAUUGUCUAGAAGUCUUGCCCAAGUCAUGCCCAAAACUACAACAUUUGAAAUUGGGCUACGAGUGGUUUAACUAUGGAACAUACAAAGAAAGAUUGCGAGCAGCCUUGCAAAUGCUGAAUAUUAAAGCCUUGGAUUUGGAGGUAUACUUGUACACUGAAGAAGUUAACGUAAGAGAGGUAGCUGACAUUUUCCACAAUCUUGAAUCUUUGACUCUUCGUGUUUUCGGACCUAGAACUAUUUCAGUAGACACACUUGAUUAUGUUUUCAAUAAAAAUCAGAACUUGAAACAUUUUUCCAUUGACAUGGAAUUUGAGCAGUUAAUUCAUUUCAGAGGUAAUGUUGAAAUAAAUGAAAAGAAACUAUGUCACGCAAUUUCUAAGAUGACAAAGUUGGAAUCUCUAAGUAUUUCACUCAAAGGCUAUAUACUUUCUGGCGAAAUGAUAUACAAUAUCAUUGACGGAAUGCCAAAUUUAAAGCAACUUGAAAUAGGUGAAGUUGGUGAUAUAAGUAUUGAGUAUGCAGAUCUCAUCGGCGAUCAGUUACAAAAAUUACGGUCUCUCAAAAUUACAUCAAAACAAAACGAGGGAACUGGAAUUGGGACUCUUUGCAGUAAGCUACCAAACAUUAGAGAUUUAAAAGUCAAACAUGAUCGCCUUCUUAAUCGAGAUGUGAAGCAAAUGUCAACUAGCAUGACAUGCAGCAGCCUCAAGUCACUGAGCAUUGCUGGAAGUAAGAAAAUAAAAGAUGACGGCAUUCAGUGCAUUGCAAGUUCCUUCAAAUCUUUGAUCAGUUUGGAUGCUUCUUCAUGCAGUUUGAGUGAUUCUGGUCUAGCUUUGAUCACAGAGCACUUGAACCACCUACAGAGGUUAAGUGUGACAGGGAAGAAGAUCACAAAUUUUGGUGCAAUAAUGAUUGGAAACAAUCUAAAAGAGUUGGAGCAUUUGAAAAUUAGUGGCACCAAAAUUGCAGAUCAAGGAUUUGUCUUCAUCUGUAACCAGCUUCCACGCCUCCAGACUCUGGAAGCAGUAUGCAAACUAAUGACAGAUCAAGGUUUCAAAGAAGGAGCAAAAGGGCUUGGUAGACUGACAAUUCUGCAUAUAGRAUCCCAUAAAAUCCGCAGUAAAGAAUUCAUAGAAUCCACUAAACAUCUCAAAAGAGUAGUUGAAUUGACAAUUCGAUCAAUUGCUAUUGACCAUCAUUGU